Molecule: messenger RNA, 757 nt
Organism: Zingiber officinale
Lineage: Eukaryota; Viridiplantae; Streptophyta; Magnoliopsida; Zingiberales; Zingiberaceae
Product: 60S ribosomal protein L21-1-like
Exons: 2
Coding region: 101-595 (164 amino acids)
Biological process (GO): translation
Cellular component (GO): cytosolic large ribosomal subunit; ribosome
Molecular function (GO): structural constituent of ribosome
Source: RefSeq, a predicted model, not a curated record
GCAUCGUUAACCCUAAUUUCAUCUGCACUUCCGCUAUUCGUCGUAGAGUCCAAGGCCGCAGGCUGCGGUAGAUUGCAAAGGAAAAGACGGGCCGGAGAGGAUGCCGGCUGGUCAUGGUGUUCGUUCCCGCACAAGAGAUCUCUUCUCCCGUCCCUUCCGGAAGAAGGGGUACAUCCCCCUGACUACCUACCUUCGCACCUAUAAGAUCGGAGAUUAUGUCGACAUCAAGGUGAACGGCGCCGUUCACAAGGGCAUGCCGCACAAGUUCUACCAUGGCCGUACCGGUAGCGUCUGGAAUGUCACUAAGCGCGCCAUCGGCGUCGAAAUCAACAAGCAGGUUGGCAAUCGGAUUAUCAGGAAGAGAAUUCAUGUCCGUGUGGAGCAUGUGCUGCCUUCCAGGUGCCAAGAAGACUUCCGUGCGAGGGUGAAGAAGAACGACCAACUAAAGGCUGAGGCGAAAGCUAGAGGUGAAAUCAUCAGCACUAAGCGCCAACCAGAGGGCCCUAAGCCUGGCUUCAUGGUAGAAGGUGCUACACUUGAGACUGUCACGCCUAUCCCAUAUGAUGUGGUCAACGACCUCAAGGGUGGGUAUUAGUAUUUUCUUGGCCAUCUUAGUACAACUUCAAUGCUUGGUUUCCUAAGACUUAGUUUUGAGUUCUGUUAAUUCUGGAGAUUAAUAUAACCUCUUGUAGUUGAAUGCUUAAUUUCAUCCUCAUUUUUGUCCAUCAUGGAAAGACGCACCAUAUUUUCUUGGGCA